Saccostrea cuccullata (small rock oyster) is the source of this 651-nucleotide messenger RNA. RefSeq lists its product as uncharacterized. Bases 1 to 651 code for a protein of 216 amino acids. The transcript has a single exon. The record is from RefSeq and is a predicted model, not a curated record. NCBI's taxonomy places the organism in Eukaryota, Metazoa, Mollusca, Bivalvia, Ostreida, Ostreidae.
AUGAUAGAAAAUGGCCAGGAAAAAGAAAUCGUGUACCUAGAGGAAUGGGAACCUCAAAAUCUCUGUGUGACCUCAUCUGGAGACCUCUUAGUCACCAUGAACAGUAUUGAGGAGUUGGAAGAAGACGGGGAUGAAGCUUCACAAGAAGAGACGGUGCAGUGCAGAAUUGUACGUUAUUCACUGACGGAUUCCAAAGAAAAACAAAUCAUACAAUUUGAUGACAAGGGAAAUCCUUUAUUAUCGGGAAACCAUAGUAGUAAAUAUAUAUGUGAAAACAACAACUACGACAUCUGUGUGGCAGACUCUGAAGCUGGCGAAGUUUUGGUGGUAAACGAAGAAGGAAACCUCAGAUUUAGGUAUAGCGGUCAUCCAUCGGCUGUUAGAAACCAGCAGAACCAGCUGAAAGAAGAUUCCAGAAAGAUCAACACAUUCCAUCCAAUCGGUAUAACCACCGACAGCCAGAGCCAAAUCCUGACAGCAGAUUGUCCGAAUCAUCUUAUCCACAUCUUGGACAAAGAUGGACAUUUUCUGCGUCUGAUCGAUAAUUGUGAUCUGUACACUCCACAUGAUUUGUUUGUGGACAAGAAUGACAUCCUUUAUGUAACAGAACAUUACAUUGGGAAAGUGAAAAAAGUCAAAUAUUUGGAGUAA